AUGACAAAAUCAUUUUUGUCGUCAUCAAUUGAUCGAAAAGUUGUCGAAUUAUUUUCAUGUCGGCAAGAUAAAGCGGCACAAUCACAAACUAGUGUAAGGACACGUCAGAAAGUCGAUGGAACAAUAAUUAAAUCGUGGAUACUAUGUAAAUACCGAAUUAAACAUCGACGUACUGCUUUACAUAUUGAAGAUUUGUCUCAAUAUGCAAAUGAAGGUGAAAUAUUAAUUAUGCCGUAUUCUGUAUUUAAAGUGAAAAAAAUAGAUCAAGUUCAACUUUCGUUUACUCAGAAUGUUCAAUAUGUGACUGAAAUCGAGUUAGAAGAAUGUGAUCAGUAUUUAUAA
Messenger RNA from Rotaria sp. Silwood2, 342 nucleotides. Lineage: Eukaryota; Metazoa; Rotifera; Eurotatoria; Philodinida; Philodinidae. The record is from the annotation of a GenBank genome assembly.